Cicer arietinum (chickpea) is the source of this 2020-nucleotide messenger RNA. RefSeq lists its product as uncharacterized. Gene Ontology annotation, cellular component: mitochondrial ribosome; mitochondrial large ribosomal subunit. NCBI's taxonomy places the organism in Eukaryota, Viridiplantae, Streptophyta, Magnoliopsida, Fabales, Fabaceae. The record is from RefSeq and is a predicted model, not a curated record.
ACAAAACUCUAAAACCCUAAAAUGUUCAGAACUAGAAUCCCUAAAAUCACCAUGUAACCACUGCCGCCGGCGCCUUCCACCUUCCACUGCCGCCGCCUUCGACCUUCCACCGCCGCCUUCCACAACAGAACAAGUUCGCCUCUCAACAACAGAACAAGCUUCGCCUCUCAACAACAGAACAAGCUUCGCCUCUCAACAUAACAAUGCUUCGCCUCGCAAAGCUUAACCCACUGUUAAGCUCACCACUCUCAUCAUCUUCCUCCGGUCACCAACUCAUUCAACGCUGCUCCGUUAGCCGAACAGCAAAAGGAAAAGGAAAAGCGGGUCAAACCCUUAAACGUUCCAAAGUAACAACAAAAAAACCCGGAUCGGAACCAAAACCCGGAAUUCCAACCGGAUCACGGGAGAAACAAGAACGCGAACGCAUCUACGCGCAAUGCAUCAACGCGCCAACUCCACUUCGCCACCUCAAACCGAAACAACGCGAACGCGAAGCGGAAAGGGAAAAAUUAGGGUUAAUUAGCAAGGAUCGACAGCGUGAAAUCGACAUGGCGAAGAAGAAGAACCAGAAAUACAAAGUUUCUGAGAAACCUACGAUAAUUGGAACACCGGGUUUGGAUUACGUGACGUUAGGUUUGGUUGAUGUGGAGAAAUUGCCCAAGUAUGAAUUAACGGUUGAAGAUGGGAGGAGAUUGGCGAAGGAGUAUAGUAGGGUUUUGAUGAGGAAGCAUAGAGCGAGACAAGCUGCGGAAUCGACACUUUUGAGGUCGAAAAAGGAAGCUAUUGAAGCUUUGCCUGAGGGUUUGAAAGAAGCUGCUUUGGUGCCUGAUUUGUCACCUUUUCCUAUGAAUCGUUUCAUGGCUACUCUUACUCCUCCUAUUGAGGGUUAUAUUGAAAAAGUUAGGGAAGCUGCUAAUAGGAUCAGUGGAAAGGAGAAGAUUAGAUAGAUGGGUCAUUAAAGAUGAACUAUUGUGUUUCUGAAUGCUGUGAAAACCUGAAAACAUAGCCGAGGAGGAACCAAAGGCUCUAAACUAUGUUCCAGAGGUUAUAUUGAAGAAGAGGAAAAAUAGUGAAACAUGGGCAUUAAGAAAAAAGGCACAAUUCCAGCAAAAAGGUUUCCAAUUCAGGAAGUCCAAUGACUUCAUAAAAAAACCUGAGGAUUUCAUUUUUGAAUAUCGCAACAGGGAGGUGGACCUUCUUUGAAUGAAACGAAGGCUCAAGGUGGUCAAGAGGAAACUGCCUGAACCAUCGACCCCAAACAAGCCCAUAAUAGUCAUUUGUAUACAGGAAACAAGACAUGCAUCCUACAACCAGAAAACAUUUAUUAAGUUUGGGAUUGAGAAGAAUAUUCAGUGCUGUCUUAGUGAAGCCAACUGAUGGAGUAAUGGCCAAGCUGCUGAGAGUGGAACCAUAUGUUACCUACGGAUAUCCAGAUUUAAAAGCAUAAAGAAGCUAAUUUACAAGAAGGGGCGUACGAAAAUAGAUAAGCAGAAAGUUCCUUUGACAGAUAAUAACAUUAUUGAGCAGGAAUUAGGGAAGUUCGGUAUUGUAUGCAUAGAAGACACGGUGCAUCAAAUUGACAAUGUUGGUCCACACUUUAAGGAAGUUGUAAGAUUUAUGUGGCCCUUUGACCUCAACAAGCCAGCAGAUGGAUUGAAAGGAUCGAAAUCCUGAUUUAAGGUUGGUGGAGAUGCAGGGAACCGUGAGGAUCUCAUCAACGAGCUUAUGAAUAAAAUGAAUUAGGUCUCGGGCACAAUAUACUAUUGGUGCUAUCAAAGUUUUGAUGAUUUGUGGUGUACCUUACAUGAAUUUUGAUGGUUUGUCACUGAAGAACCAAAUGAUUUAGUUGGGAGUCAAAUUAGGACUAUUUAACAACACUUGAAUUUAGUUUGAUUUUGUUGUGUUAUAUGUUGGAUAAUUUCUAUAUUUUGGACAAUUUGAACUUAGACUGUGUUGUUCGGAUAAUGUAAAAUGUGGUUUUGAAGAUAUAUUAUGUAAUAUAAUGUGUUGUUUUGGACAA